Molecule: messenger RNA, 1533 nt
Organism: Chlorella variabilis
Lineage: Eukaryota; Viridiplantae; Chlorophyta; Trebouxiophyceae; Chlorellales; Chlorellaceae
Exons: 8
Coding region: 1-1533 (510 amino acids)
Biological process (GO): transcription by RNA polymerase II
Cellular component (GO): RNA polymerase II, core complex
Molecular function (GO): DNA binding
Source: RefSeq, a predicted model, not a curated record
AUGGACCGCUUCACGUACAGCCCCGCGCCGCACCGCAAGGUCAAGGCACUGCAGUUUGGUGUGCUGGAUGCAGAGUUCCUGCGCCGCUACUCGGUUGCCAAGAUCGAGACCUCCCAGACGUAUGAGAAGGGGCGCCCCAAGCUGGGCGGCCUCAGCGACCCGCGCCUGGGCACCAUGGACCGCGCCCUCAAGUGCACCACCGACGGCAACGGCGUGCUGGACUGCCCCGGCUACUUUGGCCACAUCGAGCUGGCCAAGCCCAUGUUCCACAUCCACUUCCUCAAGACAGUGGUCAAGGUGCUGAGAUGCGUGUCGUACCACAACUCCAAAAUCAUGGUGCUGCCGGAGGACCCCAAGUAUGCGCAGGCCAUGAAGGUGCGCAACCCGGAGCGCCGCCUGCGGGUGUGGACCAGCCUGUGCCAGACGCGGCGGGUGUGCGAGCACACGGGCGGGCCGCAGCCCACCUACCGCCUGGAGCACGGCACCAUGCGCAUCAUGGCGGAGUUCCCGCAGCCCAAGGGGGAGGACGAGGACAUGGGGGUGGAGGCCAUGGAGCGAAAGCAGGAGAUCACCCCCGAGAAGGCGCUGGAGAUUCUGAAGCGCAUCAGCGACGACGACUGCCGCGCGCUGGGCUUUGACCCGCGCUACUCCCGGCCCGACUGGAUGGUGCUGACGGUGCUGCCCGUGCCGCCGCCGCCCGUGCGGCCCAGCGUGCAGAUGGAUGCCAGCGCCAGGUGGGCUGACCUGGACCCUCUGGAGGUGGUGCGGCGCGUGCGGGAGCUGUGCGACAGGCUGCAGGUGGUGGAGGGGCAGGACCUGCUGUCGCGUGAGGCGCAGCGCAACGCCACGCUGCUGUUCCACACGCUGCUGCGCUCCACGCUCGCCUCCAAGCGCGUGUGCUCCGAGUACAAGCUUACCCGCGCCGCCUGGCACUGGCUGACGGGAGAGGUGGAGACCAGGUUCAUGAACGCCAUGGCCGCCCCCGGCGAGGUGGUGGGCACCGUGGCUGCGCAGUCGAUCGGCGAGCCCACCACCCAGAUGACGCUCAACACCUUCCACUUUGCGGGGGUGUCAGCCAAGAACGUGACGCUGGGUGUGCCGCGCCUCACCGAGAUCAUCAACAUCGCCAAGAACAUCAAGACGCCCAGCCUGACGGUGCACCUGCUGGGCGAGGCGGCGCGGGACAAGGAGGCGGCCAAGGCGGUACAGUGCUCCCUGGAGUACACCACGCUGCGCCGCGUCACGCAGUACUCGCCCACCAGCCCGCAGUACAGCCCGACAUCUCCGCAGUACAGCCCCACCUCGCCGCAGUACAGUCCGACGUCGCCGCAGGCACGUGGCUCUGCUGCGCCCAGGGGCAGCACAUGCACCGAGUGCCUGCACUACUCCCCCAGCGACCCCAGCGGCGCCGGCUCCUCACCCGCGGCGCCCGGCUACUCGCCCUCGGGCCCAGAGUACUCGCCCAGCGACCCCAAGACGUCGCCCUCGCCGCAGCCGCCCGCCGGCCCAGGCGCCGGCGGCGCCCAGCCCUAG